Danaus chrysippus (African queen) is the source of this 2010-nucleotide messenger RNA. Lineage: Eukaryota; Metazoa; Arthropoda; Insecta; Lepidoptera; Nymphalidae. The record is from the annotation of a GenBank genome assembly.
AUGAGCAGCCAACACCAGUACAUGCCGGUCAACAAUCCCACGAGCUCACGGGUCGGAGACAUAGAGCACAUCAUGGAGGUUGAUUGUGUAGGUCACCUGUCCGAGCACAUUGGCUCUCUCUGUCUUUCAUCCGAGUACUCUGAUGUGACUCUAAUAGUAGAGGGUCACAGGAUCCCCGCACACAAAGUCAUACUAGCAGCUAGUAGUGACUACUUCCGAGCACUUCUCUAUGGAGGAAUGAAGGAAGCCAAUGAGGCGGAGGUGGUCCUACAGGCGCCCAUCCAUGCCUUCAAGGCCUUAUUAAGAUAUAUCUACUCUGGUCACAUGGGUCUGUCUGUGCUGCGUGAGGACACAGUGUUGGACAUGCUGGGUCUGGCUCAUCAGUUUAACUUCCAGGAGCUGGAGGCUGCCAUCAGUGAUUAUCUGCGGCAGGUGCUGGCUCUCAGGAAUGUCUGUGCAGUGCUUGAUGCUGCUAGGUUGUAUGGUUUAAACGCCCUGAUGGACUACUGCUAUAACUUCCUGGACCGGAAUGCUGCGGAGGUUCUUCAGCAUGACACCUUCCUACAGCUGUCCGUUGAAGCUCUCCAAGGUCUCCUCGAGCGCGACUCGUUCUUCGCGCCCGAGGUAGACAUAUUCAAGGCGGUCUGUAACUGGUUCAAUGCUAACCAACCGUUUGUUAAAUCUGACAGCGGGACUUCACCUGUGGACAAGAUUCUGAAGUGCGUCCGGCUGACGCUGAUGAGCCUUGAGGAGCUGCUGGGGGUGGUGAGGCCCUUCUCACUGGUGACACCGGACAUGCUGCUGGACGCGAUACACGACAAGACGACCACCAGGACCACGGACUUGAGACACCGAGGACUACUGGUACCGGAAGAGAACGUGGCGACUCCGAAGCGAGGUGCUCGCGUCAUUUCCGGUGACAUGCGAUCCGCGCUCCUGGACGGCAACUCCGAUAAUUACGACAUGGAGCGAGGGUACACGCGACAUAACAUUUCUGACGCCGCUGACAACCCUGGCAUAGUGGUGCGUCUCGCAACCACCACCAUCAUCAACCACAUACGGCUGCUGCUCUGGGAUCGAGAUAACAGGUCAUACGCCUACUACAUCGAGGUGUCCGUGGACCAGAAGGACUGGGUGCGUGUGAUCGAUCACAGCAACUACUUCUGCCGCUCCUGGCAGAACCUGUACUUCGAGCCGCGCGUGGUCCAGUACAUCAAGGUGGUCGGGACCAGCAACACCGUCAACAAAGUUUUCCACGCCGUGUCCCUGGAGGCGAUGCACACGAGCGUCGUGCCGCCGCUGUGCGAGGGCCUGGUGCGGCCGGUACACAACGUGGCCACCUUAGAACUGUCGGCGGUGGUGAUCGAGGGUAUAAGCCGGUCGAGGAACGCGCUGCUGAACGGCGACACGGAGCACUACGACUGGGAGCAGGGCUACACGUGCCACCAGCUGGGCUCGGGCGCCAUCGUGGUGCAGCUGGCGCAGCCCUACAUGCUGUCCUCGCUGCGCAUGCUGCUGUGGGACUGCGACUACAGGCACUACUCCUACUACGUGGAGGUGUCCCUCAACUACUGGCACUGGGACAUGGUCGCCGACCGGACCAGGGACGCCUGCAGGUCGUGGCAGGUAAUCUACUUCACUCCCCGCCCGGUGUCUAUCAUACGUAUCGUGGGGACUAAUAAUUCCGUUAAUGAGGUGUUCCACCUGGUACACCUGGAGUGUCCGUCCCAGGUGGAGGAGGCGCGGGACGAUCCCGCUGCCAAGAAGACGAGGCACUCCAAGGACGGGCGAGAGGCGCGCUCCUCGCGGGACAGGGGCGGGAGGAGCUCUGACGACGGCUCGACGGGUAACAGUAUUGAGGCUCGUCGCACGCCGAGUCCCCCAGGUGAGGCGGCGGCCCCCGCGGGCUCCCCUCCCCUCCCGCCCGCCGCUAGCGCUCCGCCCCCCGCCCCGCGAGCCCUGCCCGUGGCUGAAACCGCCACCGAGGCCGAGGAGGGCUACGACGACUGA